Messenger RNA from Malaya genurostris, 735 nucleotides. Its product is annotated as 17-beta-hydroxysteroid dehydrogenase 13-like. Lineage: Eukaryota; Metazoa; Arthropoda; Insecta; Diptera; Culicidae. Gene Ontology annotation, molecular function: oxidoreductase activity, acting on the CH-OH group of donors, NAD or NADP as acceptor. Gene Ontology annotation, cellular component: lipid droplet. The transcript has 4 exons. Bases 22 to 456 code for a protein of 144 amino acids. The record is from RefSeq and is a predicted model, not a curated record.
AUCAGAGCUUUCGUCGAUGGUAUGAUAAGCCGGCAACGGGGUCAUAUUGUAGCCAUCGCGUCAGUAGGAUCAUUCAUACCACUCGGCCGAUUGGUUUGCUACUGUGCGAGCAAAUUUGGCGUUCACGGGCUGAUGGAGUCGUUUCAGGAUGAGUUGUGCGAAGACGGACUGCAAGACCAAAUAUUCACCACGUCCGUCUACCCAUUCUUCAUGAACACACGAAAGGAGUUGAUAAGCGGAUUGGCCAGAAUCAAUAUCGUCGGAAGAGUGCCCAUUUUCACUCCAAAACUAAUAGCACGUGAAACCGUCAAUGGAAUUCGGCGUAACAAGAAACAAGUUUUUGUGCCAGAUUACAUGGGUUUUCUGUUGAAGCGCUACGUGCAUUUACCGAGCGAGGUACGAAAGCUGGGUCAGACAAUCCUGUUUAAAACCAAAUUACCCAGGAUGAUGGAAUAAAUGCGAACUUUGCUAGCAAUGUGAUCCGAUGGAAUCAGAUUAAAUAGAUCGCGUUUGACACAUGUUCAGACAUUAAACGGGAACAUUUGUGAGUGGCUUCCAAUUGCUAUAUAUAUUGAUAUUCGAUAACGUGAAGCAUAUUGAGGAGGGUUAUUAACCCAAUUGAAUUAAAUUAUAUCAAAACGAAAAUGGCUUUACAUGAAAUAGAAAAUACUUGCAUUUUAUUAACUUUCAGAAUAUCUAAUCAAACUUCAAACACACGAGUAAAUCAAUGCAGUA